This is a messenger RNA of Talpa occidentalis (Iberian mole), 612 nucleotides long. RefSeq names its product natural killer cells antigen CD94-like. The transcript is spliced from 6 exons. Gene Ontology annotation, biological process: stimulatory C-type lectin receptor signaling pathway; positive regulation of natural killer cell mediated cytotoxicity. Bases 1 to 555 code for a protein of 184 amino acids. Lineage: Eukaryota; Metazoa; Chordata; Mammalia; Eulipotyphla; Talpidae. The record is from RefSeq and is a predicted model, not a curated record.
AUGUCACUUUAUACAGUAGCUGUGAAGUGUGUCCAGCUCAGUCCAUCACGAGACCCAGAUCUUCUGGAACAAGCGAACCUUCCCACGUCGACCAGGAGCACCCUCCUCAUGGCAGCAUCUCAUAAAACUAAUAUUGAGCAGACAACCUCUCCAGGAGAUACCGCUGAAAUCCAAAAAGACUCUGGAAACCGUUCUUGCCAAGAAAGAUGGGUUGGCUAUCAAUGCAACUGUUACUUCAUUUCCAAGGAAUUCAAAACUUGGAAAGACAGUAGUGAUUUCUGUAUUUCUCAGAAUUCCGCCCUACUUCAGCUGGACAACAGAGAUGAAUUGCAUUUUAUGAAGCUUAAUUCAUACUAUUACUGGAUUGGAGUGACCUACAGUGCAGAGCACCGUGCCUGGGUGUGGCUGAAUGGCUCUGCAGUCUCCCAGAAUCUAUUUCCACUCAUUGAAACUGAAAAUCCAAAGAAGUGCAUAAUAUACAACCCAAGUGGUGAUGCUUGGGAUGAAAAUUGCACGAAGGAAUACCGUUAUAUCUGUAAACAGCACCUUACUUAGGUGUUAUUUCGGUGGAAAAAGUGAGCAGUGAAGACCCAAUAAAAGAAUGCUAAGUCU